AUGGCCAAUCCUCCACCAAUCGUCCUCGACGGCGGCACCGGUUUCCUCAAGGUCGGCUACGCGGCGCAAAACUUCCCCGAGCACCAGUUCCCUUCCAUCAUCGGCCGGCCGAUUCUGCGCUCGGAGGAAAAGACGGACAAUGACAUAGUAAUCAAGGACAUCAUGUGCGGUGACGAGGCCGCGGCGGCCCGCAACAUGCUGCAAAUAAGCUAUCCCAUGGAGAAUGGCAUCGUCAAGAAGUGGGAUGAUAUGCAGCACCUGUGGGACUAUACAUUCUACGAGAAGCUCCAGAUCGACCCUAGCGGCCGGAAGAUUCUACUCACAGAACCCCCGAUGAACCCGCUCAAGAAUCGAGAGCAAAUGUGCGAAGUCAUGUUUGACAGAUAUGGAUUCGGCGGCGUCUAUGUCGCUAUCCAGGCCGUUCUGGCGCUUUACGCUCAGGGUCUGAGCUCGGGCGUCGUUGUCGACUCUGGUGAUGGCGUCACCCACAUUGUGCCCGUAUACGAAUCCGUCGUGCUCAACCAUCUUACGAAGCGACUCGACGUGGCUGGUCGCGACGUGACGCGCAACCUUAUCAAACUACUUCUCCGCCGCGGCUACGCUCUGAACCGAACCGCCGAUUUCGAGACUGUGCGUCAGAUCAAAGAGAAGCUCUGCUACGUAUCAUAUGAUUUGGAGCUAGACAAGGCUCUCAGCGAGGAUACGACGGUCCUGGUGGAAAAUUACACACUCCCCGAUGGGCGCGUCAUCCGCGUAGGCAGCGAGCGAUUCGAGGCGCCCGAGUGCCUCUUCCAGCCGCACCUGGUCGACAACGAGUCGCCCGGCCUGGGCGAAUUUCUGUUCAAUACCAUUCAAGCUGCCGACGUGGAUAUCCGCGCGUCGCUGUUCAAAGCUAUUGUUCUGUCGGGCGGCAGCAGCAUGUACCCGGGGCUGCCGUCGCGCCUAGAGAAGGAGCUGAAGCAGCUGUGGCUCACGCGCGCACUGCAAGGCAACCCCGAGCGUCUGAGCAAGUUCAAGGUGCGCAUAGAAGACCCUCCCAGGAGAAGACACAUGGUGUUCCUGGGCGGUGCCGUCCUGGCCAAUAUCAUGGCCGACAAGGAGAGCAUGUGGGUAACAAAGGCGGAGUGGGAUGAGCAAGGCCCUCGCGUGCUGGAGAAGCUAGGCCCGCGAUAG
Molecule: messenger RNA, 1173 nt
Organism: Cordyceps militaris CM01
Lineage: Eukaryota; Fungi; Ascomycota; Sordariomycetes; Hypocreales; Cordycipitaceae
Product: actin-related protein 2
Exons: 3
Coding region: 1-1173 (390 amino acids)
Biological process (GO): Arp2/3 complex-mediated actin nucleation
Cellular component (GO): actin cortical patch; Arp2/3 protein complex
Molecular function (GO): actin filament binding
Source: RefSeq, a predicted model, not a curated record